UCGGAUUGAUCAAGACACUCACUCUGUACGGACGAAGAGAGUCAUCGAUCAGGUGGCAAAGCCGAGAAGAAUCACAAUCACGAGCUCCAGACAUUUCUAUGGUUCCUGAGAACGGCGUUAAACGGUGCGUUUUUAUGCCAACGUCGCACGAAGCCGCUUCCUUAGCUCUUCUAGUUCAAAAAUGCACCUCCGUGACGUCACUGAGACUGGCGCGUCAGCUCCACGCUCUCCUCCUGACCUCCUCCAUAGCCGUCGCCGCCGUAGUCCCUCACUCGCCGCCGUAUACUCACAACAACGUCCUCUCCAUGUAUGCGAGGUGCGGGUCCCUCGGCGAUGCGCGAAAGGUGUUCGACAAAAUGCCUCAGAGAAAUCUCGUCUCUUUCAACGCCCUCAUAUCCGCCUAUUCCCGCGCCCGAGACAACGCCGUUUCGGCUUUGAAACUGGGUAACCAAAUGACCGCUGAGUGUCAUAAGCCUAACGGCACCACUUUCACAAGCUUACUACAGGCUUCCUCUAGGCUUGAAGAUUGGUUUUUGGGCUGUUUGCUUCACGACCAAGUAAUGAAAUUUGGGUUCUCAAAUGACCAACGUGUUCAGACAUCUCUACUUGGAAUGUACUCCAAUUGUGGGGAUUUAAAGGCAGCGAGAAAAGUUUUCGCGUUGUUAGUUGACAAAGAUGUUGUUGCUUGGAACUCCAUUAUACUUGGGAACUUGAGGAAUGAUGAGGUGAAGAAUGGGAUUCAGCUUUUCUAUGACAUGUUGAGAACCGGGGUUAGUCCUUCUCAAUUCACGUAUUCGAUGGUUCUGAAUGCGUGUGGCACAUUGGGAGAUUAUCGAAUCGGACAACUUGUUCAUGCCCGGGUUGUUAUUUCCAACUCCCAAGCUGAUUUAACUUUGCAGAAUGCCCUACUUGACAUGUAUUGCAACUGCAGUAAUGCUCAGAUGGCGUUUACUCUUUUCAGGAGAAUGGGAAGCACUGAUUUGGUUUCAUGGAACUCGAUGAUCUCCGGGGUUGCGGAGAACGGAGAUGGGGAGAAGGCUAUGUGUUUGUUUGUCGAGUUAAAGGGUAUGUCUUUUGUUGAACCGGAUGAGCAUACUUUUGCAGCUGUUAUUUCUGCAACUUCAGGGUUCUUAGCAUCUGAGAUUGGGAAACCUCUUCAUGCUCAAGUUAUCAAAGCAGGCUUGGAGAAGAGUGUAUUUGUUGGAGCUACACUUGUUUCUAUGUAUUUCAAAAAUGGUGAACCUGAAGUUGCCGGAAAAGUAUUUUACUCAAUCUCCAAUAAGGAUGUCGUUCUAUGGACCGAGAUGAUCACGAGUUAUUCUAGAUUGGCGGACGGAAACAACGCAAUUAAAUUCUAUUGUCGAAUGUGUCGGGAAGGCCAUAAGGUUGAUUCCUUUGCUCUCAGUGGAGCUUUAAGUGCGUGUGCCGACCUUGCAAUUUUAAGACAGGGAGAGAUGAUUCAUUCUCAGGCUGUGAAAAUAGGAUAUGAGGCUGAAAUGUCUGUCUUGGGAAGUCUGGUAGAUAUGUAUGCCAAAAAUGGUGUCAUUGAAAAUGCUUGCACAAUCUUUUCUCGAGCUUUGAACCCUGACUUGAAAUGCUGGAACUCCAUGCUCAGCGGAUACAGUCACCACGGAAUGGUUGCGGAGGCAUUACAGAUUUUCGAUGAGAUUUUAAAACAUGGCUUGAAGCCAGACCAAGUAACAUUUUUGUCUCUCCUCUCAGCCUGCCACCACCGUGGAUUGGUCGAACAGGGAAAGCUCGUGUGGAACUAUAUGCUGGAAAAUGGCAUCACGCCUGGGCCUAAGCACUAUUGUUGCAUGGUGAGUUUGUUAAGUCGAAAUGGGUUAUUAGAUGAAGCAGAGGAAAUGAUUCUCAAAUCACCUUUUGGUGAGGAUAAUACUGAGUUAUGGAGAACUUUGCUAAGUUCGUGUGUCGUUAGAAAAAAUAUGAGGAUCGGAAUCAAAGCCGCAGAGCAGGUUUUGAGAUUGGAUCCAGAGGAUUGUGCAACACAUGUUUUGCUUUCAAAUCUCUAUGCAGCUUCCGGAGAGUGGAAUGGUGUUUCAAAGAUGAGGAGAAAGUUUAGAGGAUUGAUGUCGGAAAAGGAUCCAGGGUUAAGCUGGUUGGAGGCUAAGAAUAAUAUUCAGGUAUUCUUUUCUGGUAUUCAAUCACACCCAGAGCUUGCGGAAGCUCAAAUGCAAUUGCAUAGGUUACAAGGAAACAUGAUAAGAGCACAAAGAGAUGAAAUUGAUACAGCAUUUGCUUGAACUAGCAUGUAGAGACUUCACUUAUCUUCAAUACGAUUAUUUAGCGAUUAUGGUUUUUUUUUCUCGCUAUUGAAGUUAGCGAUUAUGGUUUUUUUUUCUCGCUAUUGAAGUGGGGGUGAAAGAUUGUUAACUCUCAACUUAAA
Morus notabilis is the source of this 2407-nucleotide messenger RNA. Its product is annotated as pentatricopeptide repeat-containing protein At3g50420. Gene Ontology annotation, molecular function: RNA binding; protein binding. Gene Ontology annotation, biological process: RNA modification. The transcript has a single exon. The record is from RefSeq and is a predicted model, not a curated record. The coding region runs from base 99 to 2264 and encodes 721 amino acids. Lineage: Eukaryota; Viridiplantae; Streptophyta; Magnoliopsida; Rosales; Moraceae.